Messenger RNA from Acromyrmex echinatior (Panamanian leafcutter ant), 3248 nucleotides. RefSeq lists its product as uncharacterized. NCBI's taxonomy places the organism in Eukaryota, Metazoa, Arthropoda, Insecta, Hymenoptera, Formicidae. The record is from RefSeq and is a predicted model, not a curated record.
UGCAACGUUUUUGGGAGUAAGUAAAGGAACCUUCCACCUCAGUGUCCAUCACGGCAGACGAACAUCGAUGCGAGAAGAUCUUUGCUCGAACUCUCAGCCGCACAGCUAUAGGAAAGUACGUCGUGCGACUGUCAUUGGCCGCGUCGCCAACAGCACUCGGUGAUACCCGCCAAUCAGCCGAACGACUGCUCACCGCCAUGGAGCGAUGGUGCGUGACAUUCAGUUCGGACAUCUACUACGCCUUUCUAAAAGAGUACGAAGAGUUGGAUCACAUAGAAUUAGUGCCAAGGUCAUCGGAAUCACAAGCAAGAUGCUAUCUACCUCACCACGGAGUGCUCCGAGAAUCGAGCGUGUCGACCAAACUUAGGGUGGUAUUCAACGAAUUUCAGAGUACAAGGUCCGGUAAGUCACUAAACACUCAGCUGUUAGUUGGUGCUAACUUCUUACCAUCGCUUGUCGAUGUGUUGACUCGGUGGCGGUGACACCAAUACGCAAUCAUGAUGAAUAUCGAAAAAAUGAAUCAUCAAAUUCUUGGAGCCUAAGGAUAGAAAUUAUCAACGCAAUCUCUGGCGUCACUCAUCAGCGAUCCGGUUCGCGAGUAUUGGUUAAAUACAAUGAUAUACGGUCUGUCGUGCGCGCCAUUUCUCGCUAUCCGCACAUAGCUGACUUUGUCAGCUCGCCGACGACGAAAACGCAAGAUUUCCGCGAGGUUCCGCCGUACUGAAACACUACUGCUACGUCGACGACAUCGUGAUUGAUACACUAAAGACAAGGCAAUCGCUAUACAAUCCAAGCUCCGUCAGCUGUGCAUGGCGGGCGAGUUCCCGCUGAAAAAAUAGGCCGCCAACCAUCCUGAAAUUCUUUUCGGUAUUCCUGUGGAUCACUGUCUCGCGGAUUCGCGGUCGUGGGAACAAGGGUCACGCUAGGCUUACAGUGGCACCCGACCAACCUUCACAUUUUCAAUUCGAAGCCGCACCGUUGAAAAAUUCACCAAGAGGAAGGUUCUCUCGGAGACUGCGCGUUUAUUUGAUUCCGCUCGGAUGAUUGACGGUAGUGAUCCGCGCAAAAAUCCCGCUUCAAUCAGCGUAGUUGCAAAAGCUGGACUGGGACGCUCCGUUCCCUCAAACAGACGCUUGCCAUUGGAAUCGCUUCCUAGAGGAACUCCCAAAGCUUGAACAGCUUCGAAUCAAUCGCUGGUUAAACAUGGGUGCCGAGGAGAGUAGAGCUGCACGGAUUCGCCGACGCGUCCGAACGAGGGUACGCAGCCGUGGGGUAUCUUCGUGCACUAGCGCUAACAGUGUUAAUGUUCUCUUGCUAGCGGCAAAGAGCAAGGUCGCUCCGAGCCAGUGUCCUUGCCGCGAUUGGAACUGUGCGCCGUAAUCUUGCUAACAAAAUUAGUCGCACACACGCGCACUGUUCUAAGCCUGUCCACAGCUCCAGUCACUCUCUGGUCCGAUUCCAAGAUCACUCUAUACUGGAUUCGGGGUCACGCCUCUCGGUGGAAGACUUAUAUGGCUAACCACGUAUCCAUGAUACAGGAGGCGCUUCCAGAAGGACAAUGGCCCGGAGUGAUCAGAAAGGACAACCCGGCCGACUGCGCCUCUCGAGAGAUAACACCAGGCGAGUUUAUUGAUCAUCCACUCUGGUGGUUAAGCCUCUCUUGGGGUUCCUGCUCAAGGACAACUCCACCUAGCGCACAACCUGGAGGAAUUGCUCGAGCAAUGUGUCCACUCUCGCACUGUCACGUCAAAGGUUAUCAUGGAAUCGGAGCUCCUCCUCCGAUUCUUUUCACUUCAUCGGCUCCUGAGGGUCACAGCGUGAUGUCUAGGUUGGCGCUUAAGAGAGAUGCCAAUGACGGAAGGAAGUCUGGAAUCGACGUUGACACCCGACGAACUCGACGCCGCACUUGAACGAUGGAUCUGAGCAGUCCAGGCACUGCACUAUGCGCACGAAAUCACUACUGCAAAAAAUCAGCGCCCGAUGCCACCUCGCAGCCAGUUACGGCUCUUGAAUCCAUUCAUCGACGAACAAGGAGUACUGAGAGUCGGAGGUUGCCUGAAGCACGCAGUUCUCUCUCUGGACGAGCGGCAUUCGAUGAUCAUUUCGCCGCACAUCUUAUACGCCUCUUGAUAUCGUCAUGUCACCGCCGAACACUCUAUGGAGGAGUACAGUUGACUCUGUUGCGACUACGAUAUUGGAUCCUUCGAAGGCGAGCUAUGACAAAAUACUGGUUGCAUCGGUGCGUCACGUAUACCAGAUGGAAAGGAGUCACGCCACAGCCGCCAAUGGAUAAUCUUCCUCAAAGACGCGUAACUUCUGCACGUCCAUUCCUCAGAACCGGCAUCGACUAUGCCGGGCUGCUACUCAUUCGCACAAAUCGAGGACGUGGGCACCGGUCCCAUAAGGCCUUCAUCACAAUUUUUAUGUGUCUCUGCUCUAAAGCGACGCAUCUUGAGGUAAUCGUUUCCGAUUACACGACGGACACAUUCUGGCCGCACUUCGUCGGUUCGCAGCAUGUAGAGAACUAUGCUCGGAUAUCUAUUCCGACUGUGGCCGAAUUUCAUUGGCGCCGAUCGACAGAUACGAGAGCUUCUUCGUGCAUCUUUCGUCAACGGCCGCAUCGCGCAUGCUGCUGUCACAGAAGGAAUUCGAUGGCACUUCAACCCAUCUUCCGCACCCCAUUUCGGAGACCUCUGAGAAGCAGCAGUAAAGUCGACGAAGUACCAUCUUCGAAGAGUAAUCGGCAACACCACGCUCACCUACGAGGAGAUGAGCACUCUCUUAGCUCAGGUAGAGGCCUGCCUGAAUUCUCAGCCCUUGCUGGCGUUAUCUGACGAUCCCGACGACCUCUCCGCACUCAUUUUCCAGGACAUCUGCUUAUCGGAACCCCGCUGCUAGCCAUUCCAGAACCGUCGCUCACAGAGAAGGCAACGAGCUCUCUCUCUCUCGUUGGCAGCAUCUUCAAAAAAUGCGUGAUCAUUUUUAGGAAAAGUUAUCACAGACAUCACCACCAAGCAGAUGGCCUCUAACUCGCAUCAAAAAGCUGUACCCAGGAGAGGACGAUGUGACCCGAGUAGCAACUAUUCGCAACCUUUUUCGUCCGACCUCUAGUCAAAUUGGUGAUGCUGUCUGGAUUCACUGCCUCGACCACUCUAAACGCGGACUCGCAAGAGCAAUAAAAACCGCACAUUGUAGUAGACCCGUGCGAUCUUAUUCAAUGUACUUACGUCAGUCAACGCUCGUGUAAU